Molecule: messenger RNA, 915 nt
Organism: Cutaneotrichosporon cavernicola
Lineage: Eukaryota; Fungi; Basidiomycota; Tremellomycetes; Trichosporonales; Trichosporonaceae
Exons: 4
Coding region: 1-915 (304 amino acids)
Source: RefSeq, a predicted model, not a curated record
AUGUUCCGCGCAACAUUGUUGCUGCUGGCUGCGAGCGCCCUGGCGCUGCCUGCGCCAGUGCCCUCGCCAUCGCCAUCACUUUCCCUCACGGUCAAUGUGUUGGCUGAACAGGAAGUCCUCCGUCCUGAUCCCACGACGACCACUACACGCCGAAAAAAGAAGACUUCCACAGCCCCCUCCGAGAGUGCCACCGACACUUCACCCACUUCGCCAUCUCCCGUUCCCUCAGAAGUGUUCACCUCCCCCGUCCCCUCAGAAGCAUCUCCCGCCUCGGCCGCCCCACCUGGUCCCACGUUCACACCUAACCCCAAUCCCUUCAUCGACCCCGCUACUCCGACAAACGGUACCUCGUCCUCGUCCAAUUUCACCGCCACUGUUCAGCCCCAGAGCAUUGUCAGCACGAGCGGGACCCCCGGCCUCGUUGUCGUCACUGAAGUCCUGACGGUCACAGCCAACCCGAACGGGCAGGAUAAUGGGGCAAAGGUGUACUUUCCCAGUGCGCUGAACUACUGGGUCAUGCACGCACUUUCUGUCAUUGAGUGGGCGCCGGCCCUCCCUGUCCCCGUCGAUAUUCGGUUGACAAGUCCCGACACAGACCUGCUGGUAUACGACUACCUCCUCAGUUCAAAUGUGCCAGCGGGGUUUAGCAGUCUGGCGCUCAGCGUCAUGGAGCCCGCACAUCCCGCCAAAGGAUACCAGCUUCUUGUGGCAGACCAUGAGAACGGCACGAUCUACUCUACAUCGGAAAUGUUCGAGAUCAAGAAAGCCGGGACCAGUGUGCUUGUUCCUGCCGGCUAUGCCGCCGCAACACAGAGCGGCGGAAUCAUCGCGCAGGCCUCGGGUGCGAGCAUGAUGUGGUCAACCGCAACUGCAACUGCCAUCGUUGCGCUCGCUCUCGGGGCGCUGUGGCUCUAA